AUUCAACAAUCCUUUCACCCACACCUCAUCGAUCUUGGUCGGCCAACCUCUACUGCUUGGCCCACCAGGGAGGUAAGAGAUCUUUUUCCUCUUUCUUCUCUUUUCCUUCCCACCUUCAUCUACGUCUCAACGACCAACAAGCGACUGUGCUCGCUUGAUUCAGCAAGGCGAAGUAGGAGGCUCACCGUGACAGCCUCUCUCUUGCCAUCGCCCAGAUCUCUUCCUCAAGGGCUGGUCCUUUUCUCUCAGAGACCUUUGCUUUUCUCUCGCAUACACACCCCCACGCCCGGCAUGCACGCUACCAUUGCGGUUCGCCGUGCGGCCGUCAAGUCCUGGACUUUGGCCAAUGGGGCUCAGAUCCCCAAGAUUGGCUUCGGCACCUGGAAGCUGAAAAAGGAACAGGCUGGACCUGCCGUUCAACAGGCGCUCAAGACGGGCUUCCGCCACAUCGACUCUGCCUGGGCCCACCGCAACGAAGACGCUGUCGGAGAUGCGAUUCGCAAGUCGGGCGUGAACCGCAACGACCUUUGGAUCACGAGCAAGCUCUGGAACACAUUCCACGGCGACAAGGUCGAGGUGGGCCUCGAUGCUACCCUCAAGGACCUCGGCGUCGACUACCUCGACCUCUUCCUGAUGAACUGGCCUGUGGCUUUCUCGAACCCAAACGCCUCGCAGAUCCCAGCCAUCAAGUCGCAGGGCGGACACCCCGUCGAGGAUGCCAAGCUGUCGCAUGACCUCGCUGCAACGUGGCUCAAGAUGGAGGAGAUGGUGCAAAAGGGCAAGGUGCGCAACAUUGGCGUCUCCAACUUCAACAUUCGUCGCACCGAGGAGCUCCUCAAGGCCAGCACGGCGUCAAACCCUGUCGUCAACCAGGUCGAAGUCAACUGGGGCGUCGUCAAUGAAGAGCUGCUCCACUACUCGGAGGCACACCAGAUCAUGCUCCAGGGAUACUCACCCCUCGGCGGAGACCACCUCGCUCAGCAGUACCUCGAGGAGCCCGUCGUCGUCGAUGUGGCCAGGCGCAACAACAUCAGCCCUGCCCAGGUCCUCAUCGCAUGGCAGCUCGCACGCGGCAUCAUUCCCAUUGUCAAGAGCCUCGAGGUCAGGCAUAUGGAGGAGAACCUCGCUGCGGCUGAGGUGCAGCUCCCCUGGGACGAUGUCGUCCACCUCACUGCCGAGGCCAACGCAAGGCCCAUCGAGCGCACCAUGGACCCCUCGGAGGCAUGGACGACCCAGGAAGACAUCUUCGAGGACUACCACGACGCCACGAGGCUCAACAGCCUUACUUCCGACUCCUUUGAGGCCCCUCCCCCUCACGAGGCCGAGGGCUCUCACUACCUUGAGCCGCGCAACGAUCCCGCGGCUCCUCAGGUUGGACCCGGUGGAACAGCUGUUCGUUCCAUGCACACCUCUGCCGCUGCCUCCUCGUCGUCGUCGACGAGCCGGCCCACGGUGCUCCAGCAGCUCGUCGGCGGCCGUGGCAACAUGCGCAACGCCCGCCACUUUUCUUCGUCUGCCCGAAGUGGUGCUGUCGCCGAGACGGCUCCUCCCUCCUCGGAAGAAGCUCCCGGCGUCUCCUCGAGCCCGCUCCUCCGAACCAACGCAAAGAUGGCCGCCAGGACGCCCGGCAUGACAUGGACCGAUGGCGAGCAAGGCAUCGAGCGCGAGGCUCGCAAGAUGAACAUGUACACGGUGCGUCCUCUUCCCGGUCUCUGUUCUGUACAAGGAGGGAGGAGGGCAUUUUCAACCGGUGCCGCCGCCGCUGCUGUGUCUGCUGCUGCAUCUUCGUCUUCGUCGCCGUCACCCUCGGGCGCAUUUUCUCCCAAAGCUGCCUCGUCAAGGCCUGGCCGCGUCUACACGCCGCGGAAGGCCUUCCUUCUGGGAGAGUACGCGAGGCUUCUGUCGCAGAGCAAGCUCGUGGUGCUGCUGCAGCACAACAACCUCUCGGUGUCGGACAUGUCCAAGGUCCGAAGAGACAUUGCGGCCGUGGCACUGCCCGAGGGUGUCCAGGGAGGCGAAGAGGCGAAAGCCAAGUUGACAGUGGUGCGCACUGGUCUGCUUAAGCCCGUGGUGCGGAGCUCGUCGCAGGCUUCGGUUCAGUCGUUGGAAGGUGCUCUGAGUGGGCCAAUCGCCCUGCUGACGUGCAGCCAUCUCUCGCCGGCCUACCUUGGCAGCGUCCUCUCGGUGCUUGACCGAGCUCUCGGUGCGGGACGUGCGACGCCCAAGCCUACGACCUCGUCUGCCCACCCACCGGUGACGGCCAGCGUCAACACCAGGUUGACGCCCUUGGCGGCACUCGUUGAGGCAGACGACAUCGGACGCUUGAAGCUGUUGGAUCUCCCCGCUCUGAGGGACGUGGGCCUCCUUCCUGGUCUCGAGGAGCUGCGUGCCCAAGUCGUGGGCCUGCUCAGUGCGCCAGCUGCCAAGUUGGCGAGCACACUGGACCAGGCCUCUGGCAAGGCCGUGCUGCAAACCCUUGAUGCCCGGCGGAGAGAGCUUUCGUCUUCGUCAUGAUCUCCAGCAAAUUCCACCCCACCGUCCCAACCCAUCUUCUACAUCCUUGUCUCGUCUCCAGCCUUGUGUCCCCUUCCAUCUGUAUCCUGGAUCGUUUCCCACUCCCAGACUCGCUUUUCUCUUCUAGAUGUCUCCUGUCAAUAAAGUCUCUUUUCAUCUCUUCCUGUCUUUUUUGUCUG
This is a messenger RNA of Acaromyces ingoldii, 2693 nucleotides long. RefSeq lists its product as hypothetical. Gene Ontology annotation, cellular component: cytosol. The transcript has 3 exons. Gene Ontology annotation, molecular function: aldose reductase (NADPH) activity. Lineage: Eukaryota; Fungi; Basidiomycota; Exobasidiomycetes; Exobasidiales; Cryptobasidiaceae. The coding region runs from base 292 to 2514 and encodes 740 amino acids. The record is from RefSeq and is a predicted model, not a curated record.